Miscanthus lutarioriparius is the source of this 1665-nucleotide messenger RNA. The record is from the annotation of a GenBank genome assembly. NCBI's taxonomy places the organism in Eukaryota, Viridiplantae, Streptophyta, Magnoliopsida, Poales, Poaceae.
AUGGAUGCUUACAUCAAGAAGAAUACAAGGUCUGCAGUUGUGGUAGUUCCUGAAGUUCAACAAGAUUCUGAAGAGGGUGAAGGUGAUGAAGUUGAACCAGAAAAAGUGCCUAGUUCUGGUACAAAGACCAAGCAAAAGCAAGCACAAGCAAAGAAGAAAGUAGCUCAAUCUUCCAUCGCUGCCUAUAUGGCUGCUGCUGGUUCAUCAAAACCAGUAAAUCAAAAGAACACCAAGUCAGUUGUUUCCAUGCUUCGGACGACACCAGAAGAGGUAGUUUCAGAAAGGCACAAAUUCAAGACUUCUCAGCCUACUAUAGAGCAUUGCACAAAGAAGGAGAACAAACAAGUUGUUGAUGGCCAUGUAGCUGAUUUCUUUUAUGAAAAUCAUAUACCAUUCAAUGUCAUUAACUCUAGAAGCUGGGAGAUUAUGCUUGAGUUAAUUGGACAGUAUGGACCUGGGUACCGCUCACCAUCCUACCAUGAAAUUAGGGAGCCAUUGUUAGAAAGGGCUGUCAAUAGGACAACAGAACUGAGGAAGAAGCAUGAGGAAGCUUGGAAAGAGUAUGGUUGCACUCUGAUGUCUGAUGGUUGGACAGAUACUAGCCAUCGUCAUCUAAUCAAUUUUCUUGCAAACAGUCCAGCAGUGACCUUCUUCCUAGGUUCAGUUGAUGCAUCAAGUGAGGUAGCUGAUAUGAAUUUGCUAGCAGAUUUGUUAGAGAAGCAAAUUGACAAGAUUGGGAGGGAAUACGUGGUGCAGAUUAUCACAGACAAUGGGUCCAACUUCAAGGCAGCAGGAAGGAUUCUAAUGGAGAGGAUCCCACACUUGUUUUGGACACCUUGUGCUGCCCAUUGCCUGAAUUUGUUGCUGCAAGACAUUGGAGAGAUAAAGGAGUUCAACACUGUCAUAAAUUCAGCAAAGAAGACUAAAUUGGAAUAUUGCUUGAAAGCUUCACAACCACUUCUCGUUGCUCUAAGGAUUGCAGAUGGGGAUGAGACACCAGCAACUCCUGAGAUCACUGCAGCCAUGGAUGUUGCAAAAAGCACCAUCAAAGAAUCUCUAAAAGAUAAAACUGAAUUACUUUGCCAGGUGCUGGCGUUAUAUGAUAAGAGGUGGGAUACCCAAAUGGAACAAAAGCUAUAUGGGGUAGCCCUAUUCUUGAAUCCAAACAAGUUCUUUGCCAUAAGGGAGAAAGACAAGAGACAAGCUGCAAGAUUAAGAGGCAUGUUCAAUCAAGUUCUAUGGAAAAUGGUGACUGAUGACAAUGUGUCAACCAAGAUUUCGCAGCAAGCUGAUGACUAUGAACAAUCUGAAGGUGAAGGCUUCUCAAUGCCUUUAGCUAUAAGGGACAGAGACAAAAAGAACCCUACUAUUGGUGCAUCUGAGAAUCUAAGGGCUCAUAACUUGCCUAGGGUUGUUGCUAGCCGUGUUGUAGCCAUUGUCCGUAAGACCUAUACUAGGAACAGGAAGCAUCGUGGGGGGACUUCAAAAGACAAGAUAUAUCCGGAGGUGAAGAAGAUGAUAGUGACCAUGAUGUUGAUGCAAGAAAUGAAGACCAAGAAGAUCAAGAUGCAUCUGAUCCUGUGGCACCAAUGGAGGAGGAUGAAGACCCCAUGGAUGUGCAAUGAUGGAGAUGGAGGAGGCUUUUGUAGAUGGCACUCUACUUGA